This is a messenger RNA of Entrophospora candida, 287 nucleotides long. Lineage: Eukaryota; Fungi; Glomeromycota; Glomeromycetes; Entrophosporales; Entrophosporaceae. The record is from the annotation of a GenBank genome assembly.
ACUUUACAGUAGACGUUUUUUAAAGUUGGAAGAAAUUGAAUUGCUAAAACUAUUGAUUGAAUCAAUUUAUCCAAGAUAUAAUUUAUUACAUGAACCAAUUCAAAAAUAUGGUAAACAAAUUAGGAUUGAUAAUAUUAUAAAUGAAUUACUUGGAACAUUAAAAUUAAUAGAAAAUUGUACCGAUUGCAAGAAAAAAAUGAUAGAAGGUGUUAUGGGUUAUUCGCAUGAAUUAAUUGAUGCAUUAAAUGAACUUUUAAAUGCAUUAAAAGAAAAUGGGGAAAACAAAA